Colossoma macropomum (tambaqui) is the source of this 1430-nucleotide messenger RNA. It is a transcript of the gene kng1, whose product is annotated as kininogen 1. The record is from RefSeq and is a predicted model, not a curated record. NCBI's taxonomy places the organism in Eukaryota, Metazoa, Chordata, Actinopteri, Characiformes, Serrasalmidae. Gene Ontology annotation, biological process: negative regulation of blood coagulation; positive regulation of cytosolic calcium ion concentration; negative regulation of endopeptidase activity. Gene Ontology annotation, cellular component: blood microparticle; extracellular region. The transcript is spliced from 7 exons. Gene Ontology annotation, molecular function: cysteine-type endopeptidase inhibitor activity. Bases 171 to 1310 code for a protein of 379 amino acids.
AGUGAGUGACUGCAUGCCUCGGUGCAUUGACUCCGGGGGAGGUAGACUGGGUUACUUUAGCUAUAUAACGGACGGUCAGUCGUUAGAGAGAGCGAAGAGUGCAGCAGGGGCAGCGCCGACCCCCUUCAUCUGCCCAAAGCAGCUCCAGAGACGUCCAUGAGGUCGGAAUAAUGAAAGGAGACAGGAUUUGUGCUCUUUUCGCCCUGACGUGGCUUUUCUACGUGGGAUCACACGGCCAGGAGGAGGCCAGGCUUCAGUGCGGUGACAAAAGUGUGUUCGACGUCGUAGAUUUUGCCCUUUUAGAGCACAAUAAAGACUUAACUGCUGGAAGUCAGCUGGCUCUGUAUCAAGUCCUGGGGGCUACGAAGGCCCAGAAUGAAACUGAUGAAAUCAUGUCAGUGCACUUCACAGCGAGGGAGUCCGACUGUCUAGCAGGCGGAGACAAAGUGUGGCACCAAUGUGACUACCUGCAGGACCACUCUAAGCCGCUCCGUAUCUGUCACACAAAGGUCCUGCUGAAAGAAACAAAUGAGCUCCUCUCACACGAGUGUUCAGUGGAGCCGCCUGUAAUUGCUGACCCGCGUCCGCCGUGUCUGGGCUGCCCCAUCGACAUCGACGUGGAGAGUGAGGAUAUCAGAGAGUCUCUGAGUUAUUCUCUCUCCAAAGCCAAUGUGGCGCACAACCACACGCACUUCUUCAUCCUCAACACCGUCGACUCGGCAACCAGGCAGGUGAUCGCCGGGUUCAGAUAUCGUCUACGGUUCGACAUGCUGAAGAGCAACUGCAGCAAAUCUGAAUUCAAAGAAGUGACCGAGGAAUGCCACGCAGACGAGAACGAAAAGACGUACAUCAACUGCAACUCCACUGUCGAUGUCGCCCCCUGGAGGCACGAGAUGCCAGAGACGCACGUGCAGUGUGCACCAGGCCUGUUACCGGGAACGAGGUUCGUGGUGAGGAGACGUCCUCCAGGCUGGUCUCCUUUGAGGAACAUCCACAACUUUGUAGCUGUGACUCCAACUAAGCCACCUAAGAAAGACGAUUCCUCAGAAGAAUCCCAGGAAGGCAAAGCGCCCACCGGUGCCCCCACAGCAGAAGACCAAAACCCAGCUCCGCCUACAGGUCCCCCGCCACCACCAAAGCCCCCCCGCCCGGACCCCCCAGCCAUCCCCACUGCUUCCACCAGCUGCCCCAGCAAACCCUGGAAGGCGUUCAACCCCAUCAUCGCCAGCCCUCCACGUCCACGUCCACCUCCACCUCCCCCCAAAAACAAAACAGAGAGGAGCCUCAGCAACGCAGAUCUGUUAGCGUGAGUGUGUAAUAAAGUCCUACGAGAUCUGAGACACGGAAUCUGUAGUUUUCCCUCCACGGUCCAUCGUCCAGCUUCAAAUUCCUUCUUCUGUUAUGGAAUACUGAAUAAAGUGUUGUUGUCA